This is a messenger RNA of Nilaparvata lugens (brown planthopper), 4357 nucleotides long. RefSeq names its product anther-specific proline-rich protein APG. Lineage: Eukaryota; Metazoa; Arthropoda; Insecta; Hemiptera; Delphacidae. The transcript has 5 exons. Bases 183 to 932 code for a protein of 249 amino acids. The record is from RefSeq and is a predicted model, not a curated record.
CCAUUCUGUAUAUUCUGUGACAAGGUACUAGCCAAGUUUCCAUACUGUAUGUAUACUGUGGCACAAGGAAAAACCGUACUUAUUUUAUGGUGUCUGGCCAAAUUUUUUAUUGUUACAAAUUCAAAUUUAAGUAUUAAUUAAUUUCUGUAUUACCAAUUUGAUACUGAGAAUCCUCAUCAGUAAUGAAUGAUCCGAUUGAAAUUGUGAAACAUGAGGAGAGUCCACUUGAACGAAUUGACAUUGAAAUGGCAAAUGAACAUUCUUAUAGCAAUACAUCUAUUCAUCAGAUCAAGAGUGAGAAGCAAGAAGAUGGAUUUGUAGAACAUCAAUUGACAACGAAUAACAUCAAACAAGAGCCAAUAACCUUAGAGCAAGCCCCAACUACUACUCAGCUCGCUGAGAUUAAUGUUGUGGGGUUGGAAGAGUGGUUGAGGUGGCAGGCAGCACCAGCAGCCUCCCCACCACCGAUGCCGGCACCAGCAGCCUCCCCACCACCGAUGCCGGCACCAGCAGCCUCCCCACCACCGAUGCCGUCACCAGCAGCCUCCCCACCACCGAUGACGGCACCAGCAGCCUCCCCACCACCGAUGCCGGCACCAGCAACCUCCCCACCACCGAUGCCGGCACCAGCAGCCUCCCCACCACCGAUGCCGGCACCAACAGCCUCCCCACCACCGAUGCCGGCACCAACAGCCUCCCCACCACCGAUGCCGGCACCAGCAGCCUCCCCACCACCGAUGCCGGCACCAACAGCCUCCCCACCACCGAUGCCAGCACCAGCAGCCUCCCUGCCGCCGCUGGAGGGGGAGGGGAGGAGGAGGAGGAGGCACGAUUUGGAGUGGGGGAGUUGCAUAGGGCGGGUUCGCCCAUCCAGAGGGGAGUUGAGAGGGAAAGAGGCUAUGGCCGAGGACAGCUCUCACAUGCGAUGUUGAACCGACAACGUAGGAGGGUCGUCCGCAGACUGAGGAUGAUAGCCCCCUUCCCCCCAACUCCUUUUCUGUACAUGGGCUGUCAAGAGAUUUUAUCAAGAAUAUUCAAUCGAACCAGAUUAGUAUUCUUGGUAAGUCUCAUGGUAAUUGAGCAGAACCUGCUCAAUUAUGAGCCCCCCACUCCGGAGCAUCGGAGGUCUCUGGGAGUCUUCAUAAGGAUAGUGGGUACGAUAAGAGUGGCAGCUCAACAUGAGCUUAUCACCCCACUACUCCUGCGGGUGGACAGACGGCCAGCUCUAGAUCAGAGGAUUGGAGAUCUAAAGAUUCAUUAUCCAUUCCUUGAUCUAGAGCUGGCUAUGCUGAUCAUCCAGCAAGAGCGACACCAGAGACUCCGGGUGCGACGUACCUGUAUGGAGAGUAUUUUUGAAUUUUUGGAAAUGUGAAAAAAUACUCUCCAUACAGGUAUGAAGUGUAUAUUCUUAUUAUAAUAUUCUAUAUGUAUAUUCUAUACUCUAUAUUAUUCUGUAUUAUACUCUAUACUCUGUAUAUUCUGUAUUUCUAUGUUCUAUAUUCUAAUAUAUAUUAUUAUAAUUGUCACGUGGUAUUUUAGCACCACAAAAUAUUUUGAAAUGAACUGGUGAAUUUUAAUAGAAUUAUAAAAUGGAAAAGAAAGUUAACCUAGUCGAGGAACCACUCAAAUAAAAUCGAAUGUUGUUAGCGAUAAAGAGUAAUCAUAUUAUCUAAAAUGAUAAGGAAAAACAUGCAUAACUGUGAUUCAACAACUAAUGAGAAUCCAUUGGCAGAAUUAAAAAUUAUAAAGCGGCUUAUUUAUUACUGGCAGAUCAUAAAAAAUAACAGUUUGCACGUACAUUGAGGUUAGAAUUAUUUGUUUACACUUUUAAAUGAAUCAAUCGAUCUAGAAUAAAUCGAUAGUUAUUUGAUUCAAUACCUAGCGAAUCAGCUGAUUGUUCGAGCAACCAGUAUAGGUUGAAUUAUAAAGUUUACUCACAAAAGAUGUAUUAUAUUAUAUAUAUUAAGGAAGGUUUAUGUAUAGAAAUACGGACAAUUAUUAUUGCUGUAUAAAUAUUUAUUACAAUCUAAAAAAGCACGAAAAUCAAGAGUAUACAAAACUCAUAUAAAAAACUAAAUGUAUAUUGUUUGUUAACAUCAUAUAUCACGAUUUAUUUAUCAAAAUAGUUUAAGACAAUCACUCCAUAUAUUUAUAUAAAAACUUUUAGUUAUUUUUUCUAUUAUAAAGUUGAAGAAGCCCUGAUUCUGAAGCAACCAAUUGUAUUGAGUUUACUAAAUUAAAAGCCAAUCAAAAAGAAGCUUACAAAUCGUUCAAGGAAGAGAUAAAAUUUUUCUGAAAACCACUUUCUUCUGGCUUGUGAUCUCGUUCUGAGAGGAUGCACAUGGAGUUUAGGGUUCUUUCUUCCUUUAAAUUUUUAAAUUAUCAAGCCUAUCCCUCUUUUAAAUGUGAAAUAUUUGUGAUUAAUGUUAAAUUAUCUGUGAACUCAGUGUUGUUGAAGAGUUCUUAAUUGCAAUCAAUUCCCAUAAAUACAUUUUAAUACGGAAAGUAAUCUAUAAGAAAUCGGGACCACGCGCAAGCCCAGCAGAGACAAAAAGGACCUGCAUAAUUAAUUAUUGGAAAUAAUUAAUUCAAUCUACAAGACCGUCAAGAACAUCAUUAAUGUGAGUGGUAGAUCAAACGAGCUCGUUAUAAGGCCUUUCUGUUCAUAGUUGGGGAAUAAAUCAAAGUGCAAUAUAUACAAAUUAACUUAAGACAAGGAAAAUUCGCAACGUGUUGAGUGCUAUCACAUAGUUUGUAAGAACGUUUUAUGAAUUUAUUUGAUCUAUGUAGGAAGCUUACUUCCAUGCAUGGCACGAACUCAUUAUAAAACCCUGAGAUCUUAUAUUUUGAAUAUUAAUUUGACAAUUAUUAUUUUGCUAAUUGAUCAAAGUAAGUCAUAUCAAAUCUAUAGACCAAACAGGUUUUAAAGGGUAGAAUUAUGAAUUGACUUGAAGUCCACGCAUCAGUAUUAAACAUAAUAUAUAUUUAUAAAUUUUAAAGCUCACUAUUGUGAAUCCUAUUAAACCUUGUGAUAAUUGUAAAACUGUUGAAGAGUUUAUAUAUAUUGGAAAUUAUAGAUAUAGAAUAUUUCAUUUAUAUAUUGUUUUAUGGGAAUAUAUUUGUGUUUUAUGUCAGCAUACAAAAUCAUAGAAUUUAUUUUAUCCUAACUCAUCUCGUGAUAUACAGUUUGAGCUGUCUUGGUACUGUGAGAAAUUUGGAUUUGACCUAAGGGUCCUUUUUAACUAGUUUUCCAUAAGGAACGGACUCACCGGUUUUAAUUUAAGCAUCGUCCCCAGACAGCAAUCCUCCGGUAGAGCAUUAGGUGGUAGUCUUCCGUCCGCCAGCCUUCUUUCACACGCGUAUUCACUAAACCGUUUAAAUCACUUCGAUUCUUCGCACACCUUUACGUUUGCAAGUCCCGAGGAGUCUAGGAGAAGAGUGACGAAAACACAGGCAGAGUUCCUUCUCAGUUGCUGGGAGAGAGUCCCGUUACUCUAGCAGAUAACGCCGAUAUUUCCCCAGGUUUGGAGGUGGGGGUACGCACCCUCAAUUGUAAAAGAGAGAACUCUCAAUGUAAGAGGAAUAGAUAAUGAACAUGGAGGUAGAGAUAAUUUGAAGAACACCUUUCCGAGAGAGAGUAAACAAUAAUUAUUAAAAAUAUAACUUGACAAACAUUUAUAAUAUCACAGUAUUGGAAUGAAUUUUUAUUAUAAUUAAAGCUGUAUGAACCGAAGAAAUAGCAGGCUGGCAUCUUAUCUAAUCGAUAUUGCUGCUCGCUACUAUCAAUUUCAGCUAUGCCAGCCCACUUAUGAAAUGUGAUGUCACAUAAAAGCCCCAAAUUUGCAAGAGGUUGAGUCUCAAGGUCUUGCCAAUUUCUCACCCAUACAGCACAUUUCAGCCCUCACAUCGGGUCAACUGCAGCAAGACUAGCCAAGCAUCUCCAACACUACACUGUUAUAUUUUAGGAUUAUGGUAGUACCCAAUGGGAAACAAUCAACCAUCAGUACAAAUAAUGUAAGCCUGGGUCCAAGCCCUUCGACUUUACAAGUGGAAUUCUCUCCACAACAAUUACAAUAAUCAGUAAAGUGGGCAACAAGCCCCACUCACCUAAAAAAAAAAAGAAAAGAAAAUCCCAAAUAAUAAUCUGGCCCGGAGGACCAAAGAAGAUGUAAUACUAAGUUUGCUGGCCCGCCAUACUCCAAUAUCUCCAACAUGACAACAUCUGUGAUGCCACAUAAGUUUGCAAAUAGCAAUUCCUACAAACUGAAUACAAUUAGAGCAUUAUGUCACAUUUCUGACUCACUUAAUUUGUCUUUGAUUUCUCCAAUUUCAAUUAAAAUUAAAUUUGCAAAUUGUA